AGGCUUUGCAAUUGUCAUAGUAUGAAACAGCAGAAGUAGAGCGAGAGUCGAAGAAACACGUGAGCUUGUGAUGAACUAAAAUAUUUGUGAAGGAAUGGAAUAAAUGACAUCUAUACAGCUUUUUGGGAAGAAAUAUGUACAUUUGCAAAUAGGUCAGUUGUUCUUAAUUAAGUUGCGGGAUGAGAAAAAGCGCAACAACCUAAUUCAGCUGUUGUUAUUACACUGUGCACAUAAACAUUAAAGUAAGCACUAUUAAAUCCACAAUGUCGGAGUGCACAACCCCAGGAAAAAAGGGCAAUUUGACUGGAAGUGCUAGGAAAUUAAAGGACGAUGCUGCGGACUGGCAUAAUCUCAUCCUGAAAUGGGAGCGAUUAAAUGACGAGGGAUCCACGAUUGCCACUAAAAUUGUUAAUCUGGGACUGAGCAAAAAAUCAGAUAUUGAGGCUGAUGUUGUGAUGGAAGGAGGCGGUUUGGCAGCUGGAGACUUUUCAGAGAAUCUGAAACAGAGCAACCAAGAACUUGAGGAAGAAUGUGUGAAGUUACAAGAUGUUGUGCAUAAAAUGGCAAACAUACUGUCAAAGAUGGAGAAGAUGGUCCAUGCUGAGCGCGGGAUCUGUGAGUUAGAAGCGUUCCAGUUUGGAGAGAAAGGAAGAGCAGCACCGCUGUUUCACACGUGGUCCACACAGCAGUUCGUUGAAGUAUCUUCCAAGCUUUAUGAGUCAUACAAACAGGAGUUUGCACUGAAGACGACUAUAUUACAAGAACUGGCCCACACUGCCAAUGCUGAUCUUUCCAUGGUCUACCUGUCAUCGUGGUUGUAUCAACCCUACAUUGAGGACAGUGGGAAACUGCUACUAGAGAGUUUGCUAUUGGAAACAGGUCACAGACCUUUGUGAUUCAGUCUGGAGUCUAUGCAUAAGGACUUUGUAAACAAAUUCAAAGCAUAUCACAACAUUACUUGAAAAUAUGCUGUUUUUUAUACUGUAUAACUUCCUUGUACCAUACAAAGUCUUAACUCCAUAAACUCACUCACAAAAGUUUUAAUGUCAUAUUUGAACAUGUCCCUUUGUAUUAAAAAUGCUGAGAUGUUUCAAAAACACAGUAAACCAGAUAUUAUAUAAAAAGUAAUAAAAUAGUGCAACAACUUUUCAAA
Labeo rohita (rohu) is the source of this 1153-nucleotide messenger RNA. It is a transcript of the gene cinp, whose product is annotated as cyclin-dependent kinase 2 interacting protein. The coding region runs from base 264 to 896 and encodes 210 amino acids. The transcript has 4 exons. Lineage: Eukaryota; Metazoa; Chordata; Actinopteri; Cypriniformes; Cyprinidae. The record is from RefSeq and is a predicted model, not a curated record.